This is a messenger RNA of Vicia villosa (hairy vetch), 3012 nucleotides long. RefSeq names its product DEAD-box ATP-dependent RNA helicase 24. The transcript has 5 exons. NCBI's taxonomy places the organism in Eukaryota, Viridiplantae, Streptophyta, Magnoliopsida, Fabales, Fabaceae. Gene Ontology annotation, molecular function: RNA binding; ATP binding; RNA helicase activity. The coding region runs from base 269 to 2590 and encodes 773 amino acids. The record is from RefSeq and is a predicted model, not a curated record.
CUUUUAUAUCUUGGUUCGGGUACCCGCUUACCCAACUAAAAAUACCCGUCGUCACCACCUUAGUUUCAAUCAUUAACCCGAAAUCCACCAUACGAGACGGUGGUCGCAACACUCCUCGCAAACGUUCCAUACGAAAAACACAACCACCGAAUUCCACUACCCAUACCUCAAGCAUUCAAAAACCCCAUCUUUUUCAGAAUCAACACUAACCCUAAUUUCAAUCACCUCCUCAGUUAGGGUUUUCUCCCUCACUCAAAUUCUGUCACAAAUGUCGAAGAGGAAGUUCGGAUUCGAAGGUUUCGGCAUAAACCGCCAAUCCACCUACAGUUUCGAACGAUCCCAACCUCCUCAACGACUCUACGUCCCUCCUUCAUCUCGUAAAACCCACGACAACUACGAGGAUAACGACCUCGACAACAUCGACUACGACGACGAUGCCACAGAAGAACCCAGCAACAAUAAUGGCGGCGGUGGUGGCGGUGAGGAGGAGGAGGAAGUUGAUCCGUUGGACGCUUUUAUGGAAGGGAUACAUGAAGAGAUGAAGGCGGCGCCGGCACCGAAGCCGAAGGAGAAGGUGGAAGAUAGAUUUAAAGACGAUGAGGAGGAUCCUAUGGAGAGUUUCUUGAGGGCGAAGAAGGAUUUAGGGUUGACGUUGGCGUCUGAUGCGCUGCAUGCUGGGUAUGAUUCUGAUGAGGAGGUUUAUGCGGCUGCUAAGGCUGUGGAUGCUGGUUUGAUUGAUUAUGAUUCGGAUGAUAAUCCUGUUGUUGUUGAUAAGAAGAAAAUUGAACCUAUAGCUCCUCUGGAUCAUACGGAGAUUGAUUAUGAGCCGUUUACUAAGGAUUUUUAUGAGGAGACCCCUUCAAUAUCAGGUAUGAGUGAGCAAGAUGUAAGUGAAUACAGGAAAAGUUUGGCUAUUCGGGUAUCGGGUUUUGAUGUUCCUAAGCCGGUUAAAACAUUUGAGGACUGUGGGUUUGCUUCACAAAUUAUGUCUGCUAUAAAGAAACAAGGUUAUGAGAAGCCCACGUCUAUACAAUGCCAGGCAUUACCAGUUGUGCUUUCUGGUAGAGAUAUUAUUGGCAUAGCGAAAACUGGUUCUGGUAAAACUGCUGCUUUUGUGCUUCCUAUGAUUGUGCAUAUCAUGGAUCAGCCUGAACUUCAGAAGGAGGAAGGUCCUAUAGGGGUGAUAUGUGCACCUACUAGAGAAUUAGCACAUCAGAUAUAUCUAGAGGCCAAGAAAUUUGCCAAAGCAUAUGGUAUACGCGUUUCUGCUGUCUAUGGUGGAAUGUCAAAACUUGAACAAUUCAAAGAACUCAAGGCAGGCUGUGAGAUUGUUGUUGCUACUCCUGGGAGAUUGAUAGACAUGUUAAAAAUGAAGGCAUUGACAAUGCUGAGAGCGACUUACCUGGUUCUUGAUGAGGCUGAUCGAAUGUUUGAUUUGGGAUUUGAGCCACAAGUAAGGUCCAUUGUUGGUCAGAUUAGGCCCGACCGCCAAACUUUGCUCUUUUCUGCAACAAUGCCUUUCAAAGUUGAAAAGUUAGCCAGGGAAAUCCUUUCCGACCCUACCAGAGUGACAGUGGGGGAGGUGGGGAUGGCAAAUGAAGAUAUUACUCAAGUUGUUCAAGUAAUUCCUUCCGAUUCUGAAAAAUUACCGUGGCUUUUGGAGAAGCUGCCUGAAAUGAUCGAUCAAGGUGAUACAUUAGUUUUUGCUUCCAAGAAGGCCACUGUGGAUGAAAUUGAAGCACAGUUGGGUCAGAGAGGCUUUAAAGUUGCUGCCCUGCAUGGUGAUAAGGAUCAAGCUUCUCGGAUGGAUAUUUUACAAAAGUUUAAAUCUGGCACUUACCACGUGCUUAUUGCAACUGAUGUUGCUGCUCGUGGUCUCGAUAUCAAGUCAAUUAAAACAGUGGUCAACUUUGAUAUUGCUAAAGAUAUGGACAUGCAUGUCCAUCGCAUUGGAAGAACGGGCCGUGCUGGUGACAAGGACGGAGUUGCAUACACUCUUAUAACUCAAAAAGAAGCACGGUUUGCUGGUGAAUUGGUUAAUAGUUUAGUUGCUGCUGGUCAAAAUGUAUCCACAGAGCUGACAGAACUUGCCAUGAAGGAUGGGAGAUUCAGGUCAAAACGUGAUGCGAGGAAAGGAGGUGGGAGAAAAGGCAAAGGCAGGGGUGGCGGUGCAGGUGGCAAAGGCGUGCGUGGGGUGGACUUUGGGCUGGGCAUUGGAUAUAGUUCAGAGUCAAACAAUGCACCAUCUAACUCAGUUCCAAAUCGGUCCGCCGCUGUAAAUUCUCUGCGAACAGGAAUGAUGUCCCAAUUUAAGAGUAGCUUCGUUGCUGCAUCAUCAAACUCCCAAAAUCAAGGACUCGGUAAUAAUCCAAACAUGGCUGUUAAUAAGAGACCAGCACUCGCCGGCUUUGUAUCUGGUGGAUCAAUUGGGGGCGAUAUAAAUACCCAUCAGCAAACUUCUUCAUACAAUCCUGCUACAUCCGCCGUAAAUUCAACCAGUCAAAGUCCUGCAGUAAAUCCUGGUCAGAACAGCACAAACAGUAGCUCCAAACCUAGAGAAAGGCGGAGGCCAUCUGGGUGGGAUAGAUAGUUUGUCGGCAUCACUGUCACAUGUAUGAAUGCUAUUUAUAGGUGAAGUGUUGAUUUGAUUUGUCCUGUAUUAUCAAAUGAUAGAGCAGAGUAUUAAGAAAUGAAAAACUGUGUGGGAAUUGUAUUGAAUAUUGAAAAAGGAGGGCGAACUCUUCCAAAUAUUCCUAAGCCAAGGCUCCUCAGAGUUGAGGUAAGAGAGCAGUCUUUCUUUUCUCUGCCUACCUCUAAGUGUUGUACCAGAAUAAUGAUGACAUGAUUGAGCCAAACCACUACUACAUCCACUGCUCCUUUUUGGAAAAAUCCUAACAAAGUGGUCUUUAUUGUAAGGGAGCAAGCUGUUAGAAGAUCUUUGUAUAUUUGAAUCUGCGAUACGUUUUUGUAUUGCUACUUAGUUGCUUUAAAUACUCACUUUCUUAAACUUAA